This is a messenger RNA of Paramuricea clavata, 1169 nucleotides long. The record is from the annotation of a GenBank genome assembly. NCBI's taxonomy places the organism in Eukaryota, Metazoa, Cnidaria, Anthozoa, Malacalcyonacea, Plexauridae.
AUGGCAGAGGCGGAAGUGCCUGCCGAUAUAUGUUCCACCGUCGAAUAUACAGUACCGCCGCCAAAACCGCUCGUAUUUGAUGACAACAUUGCGAUAAGUUGGGAAACAUGGAAUCAGGCUUGGAAACGCUUUGAUAUUGCCACGGGAGUUUAUAAGCAAGACGGAGUUGUUCGUGUGUCAACCCUGCUAAGCAUAACAGGUGAAGAUGUCGUCAAAACAUUCGACCCUUUUACCUGGGGAGAAGGCGAAAGCGACGACAAUAUAGACCAUGUGCUAAAGAAAUUUGACGAACUAUACGAACCAAAAACUCAGAACAAUGUUUCAACUUAUUUAACCGAAUUAAGAACAAUCGCUCGGAAUUGUGAUUAUGAGUCAAUUACACCCGAUGAAAUAUUAAUUUAUCUGCAAACACAUUUAAAGAGAUUGGUGACACAAAAUUUACAAUGCAAAAUACCCAUGAGGGGCGGGGCAAGGUCAAGCAAGAGGCGGAGCCCAACAGCACCAACAUAAUAGCUGUCGCAGUUGCGGUCAUGGCAGACAAAUUUACCCAGCAUUUGGAAAUAAACGCCAUUGCUGUAACGAGCUUAAUACAGAGGACACAUACGUCAUUAGCUCUGUUUCCAAGAACAAAAAGCAGCAGUAACAAAAUUACACGUUAAUAAGAAUUGUUAAGAUUCAUAUCGACGGAGGGCCCAGUGCAACAUUCUCCCACUAUAUAAGGGUCACAGGAGAUACUGAGCUGGAAUUACUGAAACUUUCCACGAAGGUUUGUAUCAUACACUGGAGAGCGACGCAACAUAACUGGAAAGGUCACACUUCCUGUAUGGCGUGCGGGAAAAAAAGCAACUAAUUCAAUAUUAUUGAUGGUGACUAUCGACCAAUUCUAUCUCCAGAUACCAGGUAUCUUUGGGUAUUGUAAACCUGCGACAUUGUGACAUCCUAUCUCUGGGUAUCCAACCUCCUAAAGACCCAGGAAGGGAAUACAAGGAUGUGUUCAAUGGUUCAUCAGGUAAAAUACCAGACACAUACAAGAUUGUGGUUGACAGCGCUGUGCAACCUGUAGUCCACCCGCCACGACGAGUGCCAGAGGCCUUGCGUUCACGUAUAAAAUCGGAACUGAAUAAGUCAGUUGAACGUAAAGUGAUCGUUCCAGUGACCAAACCAACACA